Messenger RNA from Solanum pennellii, 709 nucleotides. RefSeq lists its product as uncharacterized. The record is from RefSeq and is a predicted model, not a curated record. Lineage: Eukaryota; Viridiplantae; Streptophyta; Magnoliopsida; Solanales; Solanaceae. Bases 72 to 503 code for a protein of 143 amino acids. The transcript has a single exon.
AUUGACAGCUAAUUAAGGAGAGAUGGAUUUCAGUUGAUACUCUCAACCACAUAGGAGGGUGAACAAAUUGAAUGCUCAUUAUGUUUCUAUUCCCAUACAUACUACUAUAUAACUUACCCAAAACCCCUGCACAUAUACUUAACAACAAAAAGAGUAGUAUUUUUUUACAACAACAAACAAUGGCGAAGAUAAAUGUCAUGAUAGCCGUUGUCGUGCUUGUUGUAUCAGUCAUGUCAAUUGAGCAAGCCACAGCAGCUCGACGUCUUCAGCAAUUUGGUGGUUUCCCUAUGCCUACUACUCCAUCAACUGGUGGUGGUUUCCCCUCAUUUCCUAUGCCUACGACUCCAUCAACUGGUGGUGGUUUCCCCUCAUUUCCUAUGCCUACUACUCCAGGUUUUCCUACUCCAUCAACUGGUGGCGGCGGCUUUGGUGGGCUGCCUACUAUUCCAUUUCCCCCAUUCCCCAACACUCCAGCUGAUGCCACACAAACCACUACUCCUUGAAAUGUAACUUCAUACACACGACUCUCAACUAUCCAUAUCUUUCUGAUCCCCCCUUAUAAUUAACUUCUGAUUGAUGUAUUUCUAUUGUUUAAAUUAAAAUUGCUUACUGAAGCAAUUGUUGCUUAAUGUUUGUUGUUAUUUAUGUAUCUAAGCUAUGUACUGAUUAUUCGUUGUUUCAUUCAAUACUACUAGCUUCAUUUAUCAUA